AUGGGCUUCACCUUGCCGAUACCUAUGGUUUACUCAAUGGCAGCUGGUGCAACUGCUCAGGCACCUACUAUUUCGACGAGUGAAAAUGGAGCUAAACAAUUUGUGAUGCGUAUUGUAAUGCAAGCAGUGUUUGAUGUUCUCGAGCAGCAGGGUCGCGCCGCAGGCCUCCCGGACCCAAUAAUCCAAGCCAUUUUGGAUCAACUCACUGUGAAAAUCACAUACCAACCCCUGCGAUGCGACAGUAUUUCUGUUAACCCAAUGCCAGCAGCAGCUAGUUAG
Molecule: messenger RNA, 279 nt
Organism: Angiostrongylus costaricensis
Lineage: Eukaryota; Metazoa; Nematoda; Chromadorea; Rhabditida; Metastrongylidae
Source: the annotation of a GenBank genome assembly